AUGUCUGAUCAAGAAGAAACAACACCUAGAGGAGCUAAGACUCAUAAAGGCAAAAGAAUUCUAGAGUCUCGUGAACCUAAAUUAGUUGAAGGUCCAAAGCAAACUCUGUUCAUAAGAGGUCCUAAGACUUCUCUUAGUGUAAGAUAAUUGGCGCAUGAAUGGCAUAUGAUAAAAAGAGAUUUUAGUACAACCUACAACAAGAAUCAUGAAAUCUAACCAUUUGAAGAUGCCAAACAAUUAGAAACAUUUUGUGAAAGAAGCUAAUGUUCAAUGUUCUGCUUUGUGUCAAAUUCAAAGAAAAGACCAGAUAAUCUUAUUAUUGGAAGAACAUUCGAUAAAAAAUUAUUAGAUAUGGUUGAAUUACAUCUCAAAGAAUUCAAAAGUCAAGAAGAAUUUGCUACUUCUGUUGAAAUUCCUAUGCAUGCAAGACCUUUGAUAGUUUUUAAUGGUGAAGUAUUCGGAUUUAAUCCAAAUCAUAUGAAAUUGCAUAAUCUUUUGACUGAUUUCUUUUUUGAAAAUGUACCCAUCUAAGACAUAAAGUCAUAAGAGAUCCAUUUAAUCAUAAGCAUCACUGCAGCAGAUGACUCUACUUUAGCAAUAACAGUUUUAUAAAAAUAGACUCAUGAAGAUGGAAUCAAAAUCCAAGAAAUUGGACCUAGAAGUGUCUUUGAUAUAAGAAGAACAAAGUGGGCAGAUGAUGAAUUAUUUAAGAAAGCCUGUCGUUAACCUAAACCAAAAGCUAAACCACAUGUAAUUAAUUUAUUAAUCAUUUUAGGAAAAAAACAUUGUUUAUGAUGAAGUAGGAGACAAAAGAGGAAAGGUUUUCGUUUAACAACAAGAUCUCAGCACUCUGGCCUUAAAGAAAAGAAAGAAGCUUAGAAAGGGAGAUCAAAAAUUAAAAGCUAGAAUUGAAUCUUAAGAAUAGCAAGCAGAAGUCAAUGAAGAAUGAAAUCCCUG
Messenger RNA from Paramecium octaurelia, 957 nucleotides. The record is from the annotation of a GenBank genome assembly. NCBI's taxonomy places the organism in Eukaryota, Ciliophora, Oligohymenophorea, Peniculida, Parameciidae.